Molecule: messenger RNA, 1452 nt
Organism: Phyllostomus discolor (pale spear-nosed bat)
Lineage: Eukaryota; Metazoa; Chordata; Mammalia; Chiroptera; Phyllostomidae
Gene: MSX1
Product: msh homeobox 1
Biological process (GO): regulation of transcription by RNA polymerase II; embryonic morphogenesis
Cellular component (GO): nucleus
Molecular function (GO): DNA-binding transcription factor activity, RNA polymerase II-specific; RNA polymerase II transcription regulatory region sequence-specific DNA binding
Source: RefSeq, a predicted model, not a curated record
GACCCGGAGCCGGCCAGUGCGCUCGGGAGCUCGGCCUGUGCGGCGGCGCCAGCGGAGAGCCAGGCCCAGAGCGCCGGAGCCGGCCUUCUGGGGAGGGGGGGAGGCGCGCGCGCGAGGGCCCGCCCGGCCUGGGCCCCGGGCGCUUCCAGAGGCCGGCCGCGCUCCCAGCCCGCCCGAAGCCCAUGCCCGGAGGCUGGCCCGUGCUGCGGCUGGAGGGGGGGCCCGGCUCUGCAUGGCCCCGGCUGCUGACAUGACUUCUUUGCCACUCGGUGUCAAAGUGGAAGACUCUGCCUUCGGCAAGCCGGCGGGGGGCGGCGGGGGCCAGACCCCCAGCACCACCACGGGCGCGGCCGCCAUGGGCAUGGACGAGGAGGGGGCCAAGCCCAAAGUGUCCCCUUCACUCCUGCCCUUCAGCGUGGAGGCGCUCAUGGCCGACCACAGGAAGCCCGGGGCCAAGGAGAGCGCCCUGGUGGCCUCCGAGAGUGCACAGGCAGCUGGCGGCUCGGCGCAGCCCCUGGGCGCCCGGCCCGGGUCGUUGGGCGCCCCGGACGCGCCGUCCUCGCCGCGGCCACUCGGCCAUUUCUCAGUGGGAGGACUCCUCAAGCUGCCCGAAGAUGCACUCGUCAAAGCCGAGAGUCCGGAGAAGUCCGAGAGGACCCCGUGGAUGCAGAAUCCCCGCUUCUCCCCGCCCCCGGCCAGGCGGCUGAGCCCGCCGGCCUGCACGCUGCGCAAGCACAAGACCAACCGCAAGCCGCGGACGCCCUUCACCACGGCGCAGCUGCUGGCGCUGGAGCGCAAGUUCCGCCAGAAGCAGUACCUCUCCAUCGCGGAGCGCGCGGAGUUCUAGCUCAGCCUCACCGAGACGCAGGUGAAGAUCUGGUUCCAGAACCGCCGCGCCAAGGCCAAGAGACUGCAGGAGGCCGAGCUGGAGAAGCUGAAGAUGGCCGCCAAGCCCAUGUUGCCGCCGGCCGCCUUCGGCCUCUCCUUCCCGCUGGGCGGCCCCGCGGCUGUGGCGGCUGCCGCCGGCGCCUCACUCUACGGCGCCUCGGGCCCCUUCCAGCGUGCUGCGCUUCCCGUGGCGCCCGUGGGACUCUACACGGCCCACGUAGGCUACAGCAUGUACCACCUGACAUAGAGGGCCCCAGGCUCGCCUGCCUGUGGCGCCCGUGGCACCAGCCACAUCCUCCAGCCCUGAUCUCCUGCAAGCGGCAGGGGCCGCCCCCAGCCAGCUCCCCCCUGCUUGGCCCCUCUGGUCCCCCUUCCCUUUAGCCCCCACACUGCUCUGGGUUUUCCUCCGUGGCGCCCCGACUUCACUCUCUGAAGUCCGUUCCUUUCCCAGAAAGUGACUGGAAGGGCCCCUUCUCUUCUAGAAUCUAGAUCCGCCCCUCGUGUUACAGGUGGGGAAACUGAGGACAGAGAGGUUAAAGAAUGUGUCCGCAUGGUCCUGACCAG